Molecule: messenger RNA, 960 nt
Organism: Mesocestoides corti
Lineage: Eukaryota; Metazoa; Platyhelminthes; Cestoda; Cyclophyllidea; Mesocestoididae
Source: the annotation of a GenBank genome assembly
AUGGAAAAUAAAUCGAUGUCUUCGAAGCUUCAACAGCGAAUACAAGUAGCUCAAGCGGAGAGACGCUUUUAUGAAGCACAUCAGCUCUACAAAACAGUCUACUUCCAAUGUUCAUUACGAAAAAACUACUCCAAAGCCGUUGAGAGUUUGCUGGAGGGAACCAAAUUCCUCUUUGAAAAUCAACAGUGGGAAAGCGGUAGUGAUUUAGCCUGUCUUUUCGCCGAUGCUCUUUUGAAAAGUGGUCAGAAAUUGACCGACGGUCAUCUGAAUGAUUUGUGCCAGCUAAUUGCUGCCAUGCCAUCAACUUGUGUGGAUCGGGGCAAGUUUAUUCAAAAGUGCCUCAUGCUCCUCUCAAGUAACGAGGCAUUACUGUGCACCUUUAAUGAGUUUCUCGGAAGGCAGCUUCUACAGGAGGGCUCUCUACCCCAGGCACGAAACCGAAUUAUGAUGGGUGGCAAUGGUUUUAAAGUUGGCUGUUUCCUCAUUGAAAUGCACCAGCGUUAUGGACUUGUCUCUGAAAUCGACCUUUUUAUUGCCCAGGCUGUGCUUCAAUUUCUCUGCGUAAAAAAAACUUCAGUGGCCGCUCUCACCUUCUAUACUUACACGAGACGCCACCCCAAACUCGAACCUGGGCCUCCUUUCACCCAAUUUCCCCUGCUCAAUUUCGUGUGGCUCCUGAUGCUGGCCAUCGAAAGAAACUUGAGUCAUGAUGUGCUUUCAUUUCUCUGCGCUCACUAUCGUCCCCAAAUCUCUCGGGAUCCAAGUUAUGCUGAGUACCUGGAAAAAAUUAGCCAAGUCUACUUCGGCGUAAAGCCGCGCAACAAUCCCUUUACAGGAAUGCUAUCUAAUCUCGUAAGGAUGCUGGGUGAUGACCAUGGUGGGGACGACGGUGAUACUGCUGUUGGGGCAGGCUCACCCUCAACCUCCUCAAACACUAUGCAUGUUGAUGAAAUAGACUAG